GCAGGGGAGGACAGCGGGGGACGGGGGCGUCUCCGGAGAGCAAGGCCCUUUGAGGAGGCUUCCUCCGGGCGGAAAGACGAAGCGAGACUCCCCGGGGGAUUCCCCACUCCACCCCAGCCAGGGACCGGGUCGCGGUUGCACGGGCCCCAGGCCAAGGUGCGGGUUGCUAUAGCAACCGGCGGGGGCGGCCAGCUUGUCGAGGUUUGCCCAGGAUGUGCUGGUUUUAGCACUGCAGGCCUCCAGCCCACAUGAGCGAUCCUCUCCUGCCUCCCGCGGUUCCACCCAGGGUGGCCAACCUUUCACACUGCCUUUGUAAUGUUAGGGCGAAGGCACCCCGCACAGCACUUCCCCGACCAGGCGCAGGCAUGCCCGUCCUUGUAAGGCAAAAUCUUCGAUGGGAGCCUACCUCCCUAAAGCCUCGUGGCGGAACAGCUGUUUGACGCAUUCAGAAGGAAGGAUGACAGCCCUACAGAGGAACACGAUGUGAAUGGAAGAAACCUGUCAUUAUGCAAACAGUACAGCACUCUGAACAGACUCUAAAAACAGCUCUCAUCUCAAAGAACCCGACGCUCGUGUCACAGUAUGAGAAGUUAGAUGCUGGCGAACGGCGCUUGCUGAACCAAGCCUUCAAGCCGGACAAUGAUCUGUUUGGACCCAUUACCCUGCAUUCACAAUCAGACUGGAUCAUCUCCCAUCCUGAGGCUUCCCAAGACUUCGAAGAGUUUUUCAGUGAUCCUUCUAGAAAGGCACCGUCUCCAGAGAAACGCAGGUCUCUGGGAAACACCAGAGUUAUCAGUGAAGAAUAUAUUAAGUGGCUGAAGGGAUACUGUGAAGCAUUUUUCUAUGGCUUGACAGUAAAACUCCUAGAACCGGUUCCUGUCUCUGUCACGAGGUGUUCCUUUAGAGUCAAUGAUAACACACAAAACCUACAAAUUCAUGCAGGGCAUAUCCUGAGGUUCUUAAAAAAGAAGAAACCUAGAGAUGCCUUCUGUAUUGUGGGAAUAACAAUGAUUGAUCUUUACCCACGAGACUCCUGGAAUUUUGUCUUUGGACAGGCCUCUUUGACAGAUGGUGUGGGGAUAUUCAGCUUUGCCAGGUACGGCAGUGAUUUUUAUAGCUCACACUAUGAAGGCAAAGUGAACAAGCUACAGAGAGUAUCUUCAAGUGACUAUUCCAUUUUUGAUAACUAUUAUGUCCCUGAAGUGACCAGUAUUUUGCUGCUUCGUUCCUGUAAGACUUUAACCCAUGAGAUUGGACACAUAUUUGGACUCCGACACUGCCAGUGGCUUGCAUGCCUCAUGCAAGGCUCCAACCACUUGGAGGAAGCUGACCGGCGCCCCCUCAACCUUUGCCCCAUCUGUUUACGCAAGCUGCAGUGUGCUGUGGGCUUCAACAUCAUAGACAGAUACCAGGCGCUGGUGAGGUGGAUUGACGGUGAGUCCGCUGACAGCCCUGGAGUCAGCAGGGAGCACAGUCGGGAGGAUCACGUGAAUUUACCAAAACCUGUGGAAGCCUUUAAGGAAUGGAAGGAGUGGAUAAUAAGAUGCCUUGCUGUUGUCCAGAAAUAAGGACCUUCGCCUAGGAGUAAUUCCCGUAAACCCUUGCACAUUAUGCUUUCCCUUGGAUGCCAUACUUCCUUAGAACAAACUGCUUACUGAUUCUGCCCUGUGUCAAGUAACAGAAUGGAACCUUCUUUAAAGCAUCUGAACUUUGAAAUGAGGCUUACUUGGAAUGCUGACAACUAUAAACCCUCCCUCUUCCAUCUUAGCCUGGUCGUGGUAGUGAGCUCAUCAUUUCCAUCCUUGAAAUACGUUUAUAUCUCACAAGGGAGCUAGGACUAACAGAUGAGUAAGUAAAUAUAAAAAUCACUGUUUAUGUCCCAAGAAAGGAUAUCCAAGGAAUGUAAUUUCCAGGGGGUGAUUUUUGAUUCAUUUCUUAGAAGGAGUGCUCUGCCUCCUGUAGACCCAGGCAAGUCACCUACUCCAUGUACAUCCCUCGUCUGUGGACCGUCCUUCCCAGGGGGCCUGCCUGCUCUCCCUUUAUUCGCUGGUUGUCCCUUGAGCCUGAAGGAAGCGAUAGUUCACUUGGGGUUUGGCAGCUUAUGAAAUGUGACCUCCUCUCAACCAUAUUUACAAGUGAAACUAACAGGACUUGUACAACACACAUAUUAUUUGUGAAGGGUCUUGCUCAUAAUUUGUUACAAUGGGCCUUAUGUUUGUGAGUGUUGCCCUUUUCCUGUAGGCUUCGAGCAGGUGUUAGGUUUAUUCCUACAAUAGUAUCACUCUCACUUUGCACUGUGCAGUGUUCACUUGAGGAGGGCAGAGAGUGUGAUGGGAGGUCCUGUUGGUGCGGCAGGAAUGCCCGUGUUGACCUGUCAGGCUGUGAACAUCGGCUGGGUUUCCACUGUGGGGGAACAGGUUGAAAACCACAGGCUUGACGAAUCACCUUUACGAGAGCAAUGUAUCUCACGCAUCUAGAAAUUAGAUCAGAUCAUUUGAACGCUGGUGAGCAGAUUGCCUUUUCCGUGUUCCCAUCUUCACCCGGAGGGUAAAACUUAUAGUUUUAAAUUUUGAAGUUUGGAACCUAAAUUCUUUCCAUGUUAACUUUAUUUAUGCAAUGCGAUCGAAAGCACAUAUUCUAACUGAACAUGCUUUCCUUUAUGACAUUCACCUUCUUCCUUGAUGAGACCUCUUAAGGUCAUUUACAAAAAAUGGUGAUUUGUGUUCAGACUCAUUGGAGGGCAAACACUUGGUGGUUCUAAUAUGAAGAGAGAACCCAAGGGAGCAUGGACUUUUAUGGAUUCUGUUACAAGUUUUAUUUCCUCAUA
Lutra lutra (Eurasian river otter) is the source of this 2827-nucleotide messenger RNA. It is a transcript of the gene AMZ2, whose product is annotated as archaelysin family metallopeptidase 2. Bases 507 to 1568 code for a protein of 353 amino acids. Gene Ontology annotation, biological process: proteolysis. Lineage: Eukaryota; Metazoa; Chordata; Mammalia; Carnivora; Mustelidae. Gene Ontology annotation, molecular function: metallopeptidase activity. The transcript is spliced from 8 exons. The record is from RefSeq and is a predicted model, not a curated record.